CAUGCGCUUUGCAACUGCUCCUCCUCACACGUGUGCCGGCUCUUCAGGUCGGGGGGCACCAUGCCGAAAGUGAAGCGCUCGAGGGGCUCCGGCGGGGCGGCGAAGGCGGCGUCCGUUCCGCUGGCCGAGCAGAUCCUCCAGGGCGACUCCGUGAAGCCCGUGACGAGGGUGAAGCUCCGGGGCAAAGCGGGGAAGCAUGGCGGCGAGGGCGAGGACGAGUACGUGGACGAGAAGCUCUCCCGGAGGAUCCUGGAACAGGCUCGGAUCCAGCAAGAGGAGCUGGAGGCCGAGCACGGCGCCGCGGGCGGAGGCGAGCCCGAGAAGGCGAAGACCACCGUCCUGGGACCUGCCUCAAAGGACAGAGAUUCAGAUACAGAUGAUGAUGAGUGGCCAACACUGGAGCAAGCUGCAGCCAUGGGAAAGGGAGAGUACUGUGAUGAGGUAACUGUGAAUCCAGAGGAUGAAAAAGCCAUUGAGAUGUUCAUGAACAAGAAUCCACCACUGAGGCGCACCUUGGCAGACAUUAUCAUGGAGAAGAUCACUGAGAAGCAGACAGAGGUGGAAACUGUGAUGUCCGAAAUAUCUGGUCGGCCCAUGCCACAGCUUAAUCCCCGUGUCCUGGAAGUCUACAAGGGUGUCAAAGAAGUGCUGUCAAAAUAUAGGAGUGGGAAACUGCCUAAAGCAUUCAAGAUCAUCCCAGCCUUGUCCAACUGGGAGCAGAUCCUGUAUAUAACAGAGCCUGAAACGUGGACAGCAGCUGCCAUGUACCAGGCAACAAGGAUCUUUUCCUCUAACCUCAAAGAGAGGAUGGCCCAGAGGUUCUACAAUCUGGUGCUUCUCCCGCGAGUCAGAGAUGACAUUGCUGAAUAUAAGCGCCUCAACUUCCAUCUUUACAUGGCGUUGAAGAAGGCCUUGUUCAAACCUGGAGCCUGGUUCAAAGGGAUCCUCCUCCCCAUAUGUGAGUCAGGAACGUGCACACUGCGAGAAGCCAUCAUUGUGGGCAGCAUCCUCACCAAGUGCUCCAUCCCUGUCCUUCACUCCGGGGCCGCUAUGCUAAAGAUUGCUGAGAUGGAGUACAGUGGCGCCAACAGCAUCUUUCUCCGCCUGCUCAUUGACAAGAAGUACGCCUUGCCUUUCCGCGUGGUGGAUGCCCUGGUCUUUCACUUCCUCGCCUUCCGGACGGACCGACGCACCCUGCCUGUCCUCUGGCACCAGUGCCUCCUGACCUUUGCCCAGCGAUACAAAGAGGACCUGUCCUCAGAGCAGAAAGAAGCCCUCUUAGAGCUGCUCAAGUUUCACAGCCACCCCCAGAUCUCUCCAGAGAUCCGCAGGGAGCUAGUGAACUCCAAGUGCCGGGAUGUGGAGGGGAUGCAGCCAGUGGCAAUGGAGUGAACGGAGGAUGGGAAGGGGGACUCCACAGAUUGUGAUCACAGCAGAACUUCUGAGUCAAAGGCAGCUGCUGGUUUGAACUUGAAGCUACAGCACGCUGUCGAACAAAUAGGGUUUGUACCCUCACUGCUUUGAUCCACAGAAGCCUUAUUUAUGCAGGGUUGAAAGUAUUUGUAAGCCCUCUGCCCCCUUUUGACUCGACAUGCAUUCAUGGUGAUUAGAAACCAGCAUCCCUCCCGUGAGAAAUGGGUCCCCCUUUUUGCGAUAGAGCUGCUGUUAAAGGGCUGCAGUGACUACUUGCCCCUUUUGAGGUCCUGGUGGAUGCAAGUUACUGAUCAACAGCAGGGAGAUAAACUGUUGAGCUGCAGAUUAGUAAGGGAGGAAAGAGCAUCUACCAACUGCAGGAGGUUGUAAUUGCUCUGUAGGAUCUGGCCUCCAAUGGAAGUAUUGGUAGCCAAGAAUCUUACCCUUUUACAGCAGGGGGGAUCAGUCUUGGUGGCCCGUGAGCUGUAUCCAGCCUUUCUGGCCCGUUUGGCUCAGAGGUGGCGUCUGGCAUGUUGCUGCUGGUCUCGCAGGGGCUGUUGGGUUGGCCGUCGCCCUUCUGUGAUGAGUGUGGGCUGCUUUGCUUUUGAGGGUGACACAGCCCAAGCACCACACAUCCCGAACUGGGCAUCCACUUGCCUUUCCUGGUUCUCAGUUGGGGAAAACUGCAUUGGGGUGGGAAGCCUCAGGCCCUCCAGAUGUUGUAGGAAUCCCCACAUCCAAUUUACUCCAGCCAACGUUGCAAAUUGCCAUGUAUGGUGGGAGCUGUAGUCCAGCUACAUCUAGAAGGCCAUAGGCUUCCCAACCUUGAGCAAGGCCUAAGCUGUUUCUCUGAACAAGUCUUUGGAAAACCAUCUUACACCCAGCUCAGCACAACUUGCCUGAGGCUUGUAUGCUGCCUCUGAGCUGGGCUGUCUCCAGCACUGGAAUAGAGAGAUGCUUCAGGGAUGUGAUGAUAUGAAGUCACCUCAGGCGUUGGGGUUGGGCUGCUCAACCCCCACAUAGCUAGACUAGCUGAAGAAGACUUGGACCCCUGGAACAAGUUAGCCAUUGCCAAAUGAGAUGCACCGAGUCCCUGCUGCCCCAUCCUCGGUUAAUUUGAUGCUCUUCCUAUUGUUUUCCCAUAUAAGCAGCAGCCAUCAUGUAUGUCAUCUGGUUACUGCAGCUGAGCACCCCAUAUUCUUGUCUCUUUCCCUGUCCCCUCUAGGUAGAUGUUCAUAGCUAAAUCUGUCAGCUGGGUAUUUAUACAUUUGAAGGUUAGAUUUUUGGCUUUCUGGGUUUCUAAGGCUCUUCAUAGUACAGCUCUAAAAAUAAAGGCAUGCUAGAGCUUGGUUAAUGCCCAUACUGCUGGUAUAUAAACCCAAAUGAGGUGCAUAAGUUUGAAAUUACACGUAAUAUCCAGAAUAAAUAUCUGAGUAACCAGCAA
Podarcis muralis (Common wall lizard) is the source of this 2857-nucleotide messenger RNA. RefSeq names its product bystin like (gene BYSL). Gene Ontology annotation, molecular function: snoRNA binding. The record is from RefSeq and is a predicted model, not a curated record. Gene Ontology annotation, biological process: rRNA processing. Gene Ontology annotation, cellular component: cytoplasm; preribosome, small subunit precursor; nucleolus. NCBI's taxonomy places the organism in Eukaryota, Metazoa, Chordata, Lepidosauria, Squamata, Lacertidae.